GUCAGUGCAAGAGUAAGUAGGUGAAAUAAAUGAUAGAGUAUACGGUAUUUGAUACAAUAGUUCUGUAUGACGUGUUUUGAGGAUCUACUAUGAUUAUGUGCUUUGCGAGUACUUUGGAUAAAAAACCAUGCAAUUCCAACGCCACUAUAACAAGAUGUUUGAUUUUAUUCCUGUUGGCAUUACACUUGUCAGUACUGUCCGCUAUGACAACAAACAACAGGAUACUUCUUAGUUCACUUCUCGUUGGAUCAGCGCUUGGUUUAUCUGUGUACGGUGAUUAUGAUUUUAGUCCAUCAGAGAUUGGCCUUCUGGCAACGGCUUUUCUGGCUAUUAAUCACCCUACAGCCCAACCGACAUCGACAUCAGUGACCUGCACGGCCCCUGGGUACACGGACCACCCACUGCUGGGAUGUUACCGAAUUUACUCAGAUACACCUGUUGUGUAUGAUACCGCCAGACAACAGUGUAUAAGUGACGGCGGGAGCCUCCUGUUGGUUAAUUCGGCACAAGAAGCCCAGGCACUGGCAGAACAGCUCGUUGCAAAGUCUUUACAAAGAACAUUUGUCCAAGGGUCAAGGAGGAAUGCUGUUGAUCCGUGGAAGGCGGAAGACGGUAGUCCACUACCUUACACCGGGCCAGACACAGUACUCCGACAACGAAACGACGCGGCUACCGUCCUGGUUAUGUUGGACUCUACACGAUUCGCUGCUUCUCUUAAUUCUCUUCUGUUCCAAUCCUUUACAUGUGAAGUAUAAGCUCUCCUUGACAAUUAAAGAGUUUUUGUCUAUUUUGUGUUAAAAUGGUUGUUCUGUCACGGGGUUUCAUUUCUAGAAACAGUUUACUUUCAGGAUCAAACUUCAUUAAAUCAUGUUCGCAGUAAUCUUCAAGAAACUAGUAUUGCAUAUAC
This is a messenger RNA of Magallana angulata, 907 nucleotides long. RefSeq lists its product as uncharacterized. NCBI's taxonomy places the organism in Eukaryota, Metazoa, Mollusca, Bivalvia, Ostreida, Ostreidae. The record is from RefSeq and is a predicted model, not a curated record. Bases 90 to 755 code for a protein of 221 amino acids. The transcript is spliced from 5 exons.